UCGUUCUCCUGUUUGUGGCUGUAGAUCGAGAGCUAUUCUAGCACACCCCAUCCCAUUUCGUUUCACCAGUUGGUUCGAGCAUUAUUCUUGCUGCUCGACAGCUCAAGAGGGAGAAAAAGUGGAGUCAAAUCUUUUGUAUUUCUCUACUUUCUUUUUUUUCCUUAUUCGAUGAUGUGCCCUUUUCUUUAAUUUGAGUUCUUGAUCCUGCCAAAAACAAAAGCCCUCACCUUUGCAACAAAGUUGAGGGGUGUCCUCUCAUUUCAACCCCUCACCAAUCCCUCCCACUCCAGAGCUCCAAUCUCUACCUGCAAUUUCCCCACCUCCAAAUCCGUUUCCCUCCCGAAAACCUCGGAUUUCCACAACCCUCCACCGUAGCAGUUCUUGAUUCACCCAGACCCAGAUAUUCACUGAUCUAGUUUUCCCUCCCGAAACUACAGUUUUUCUGCAUUUGUUGGUCCAAGAAUACAACGAAAUCUCCCCAUUUCCCACGGAAAUCUCGGGGUUUUCACCUCUCAAUUCCUCAGGCUGCUCAUUGAUUCAGGCCCAUGCAUCUGUCGCUAUGGAAGCCGCUCUCCCACUGCGCCGCCAUCCUCCUCGCCAAGAACCACCGGCGUCGCGGCGGUGGGAGCGGCCGGCACGGCGGCCACGGUAGCAACGGCCACCGUGACGACCCGUCCUCAUUCCUCCGGCAGCUGCGGGACACGCUGGAUGCGGCAUCGGAGGACGGCUUCCUCCACCCGCUGCCGGACUCCGCCGGAGCCGAUGCGGACGCCGCCGUGUCCCGCUCCCGCUCCCUGGCGCGCCUGCGCGCGCAGCGGGACUUCCUGCGCGCCACCGCCCUCGCCGCCGCCGCCGGGCCUUUCCGGUCGCUCUCCGACCUCCCGUUGCUCUCCCACGCCAUCGCCACCUUCCUCGCCAUGUACCCGGACUAUGCUUCAACCGCCGAUGUCGACCGUCUUCGCGUCGACCAUUACUCCCACCUCGACGCACCUGGUGCCGGCAAGGUUUGCCUAGAUUACUGCGGCUUCGGCCUCUUCGACUCUAGCUGGGAUUCUUCUUCGUCGUCCUUCACAUUGCACGGGCUCAAUGCCAAUUUGAGCAACCAUGCGCUCUAUGGGGGUGCGGAGCCUGGCACUGUGGAGAAUGAUAUCAAAGAGCGCAUCUUGGAGUACCUCAAUGUGCCAGCCAGCGAGUAUGCACUGGUUUUUACAGUGAGCCGAGGGUCGGCAUUUCGGCUGCUUGCUGAAUGCUACCCCUUCGAGACCAACCGCAGGUUGCUGACGAUGUUCGACCAUGAGAGCCAGUCAGUCAACUGGAUGGCGCAGAGUGCACGGGCAAAGGGUGCCAAGACGCCCACCGCAUGGUUCCGUUGGCCAACACUGAAGCUCUGCUCGACGGAGCUGCGGAAGGAGAUUGUGGGCAAGAAGAAGGGUCGGCGACGGGAUGCUGCAGUUGGGUUGUUUGUUUUCCCUGCGCAGUCUCGGGUGACCGGCGCCAAGUACUCCUACCAGUGGAUGGCACUGGCACAGCAGAAUGGGUGGCAUGUGAUGCUUGAUGCUGGUGCACUUGGUCCCAAGGACAUGGAUUCGCUGGGGCUCUCGCUGUUUCGGCCGGACUUCAUUAUAACUUCAUUCUACAGGGUGUUUGGUGCAGAUCCGACUGGGUUUGGUUGCCUUCUAAUCAAGAAGUCGGUAAUUGGGAGCUUACAGGGGAGAAACGGGUGUAAUGCGUCGGCGAUGGUGAGGAUUGUUCCUGUGUUUCCACAGUAUCUCAGUGACUCAGUCGAUGGGUUUGAUGCAUUUGAUGAGCUUGAAGAUGACUCGGGCAUUAACAGAGAUGAAAAGCCAGCUUCUAAUGCUCAAAAUGGGUUGCAACUGCCAGCAUUUUCAGGUGUUUACACGUCUGCUCAGGUUAGAGAGACUUUUGAGAAUGAUCCUGGUCGUGACAGCAGCUCGGAUAGGGAUGGGGCAAGCACCAUCUUUGAAGAAACUGAGAGCAUCUCGAUGGGUGAGGUCAUGAGGAGUCCAGCAUUCAGUGAGGACUGUUCAUCAGAAAACUCUUUCUGGGUUGAUGUUGGCCAGAGCCCGUUGGGGUCAGAGAAAUCUGGCCAAUUCAAUAAAGGGAAGCUGGGAUCACCAUUACCGUCUUCUUGGUUUAACGGAAGAAAGUGUAACAAGAGGAUGUCACCAAACUUAACCUCCAGGAUAUCGAGAAGCCCACUUUAUGAUGGUAAUGUGAUUUCUUUCGAUGCAGUUGUGCUAUCAGUAUCUCAAGAUGCAGACUGCCUCAAGGAAGACCCUGAAGAAGAAUUUUUUGAGAAUGGUCGGAGAACUCAUUUCAGGCAGGUUAGUGAGAUCCAAGAGGAGCCCGAUGUCGAAGAGGUAGCAUGCCAACAUGGUAUGAACGGGGGUGCAGAGCACAAAGAAAGUGCUAUAAGGAGGGAGACUGAAGGGGAGUUCCGGCUGCUGGGAGGGAGGGAUGGCAACAACAGAUUCACUGGGGGGCGACUCUUUGGUGUUGAAGAUAUCGGUGGAGGUUUAAGCAUGGGGUGCAGAGUUUCAUUCAGCACAGAGGCUAAUAUUAUUGCUGACAGGAUGAACCGGGCUUCGGAUGCUGCGGAAGCUUCUGGAUAUACAUUCCGAGAUGAUGAUGGUUGUGCAACUGAUGGAUAUGAUGAUGCUCAGGAUUGGGGCAGGAGGGAGCCAGAGAUAAUUUGCAGGCACAUUGAUCAUGUUGAUAUGAUGGGGCUCAACAGAACUACUCUUAGAUUAAGAUACUUGAUCAAUUGGCUAGUAACUUCACUUUUGCAGCUAAAGUUGCCAGACUCUAAAGGUGGUGACGAACUCCCUCUUGUCCACAUCUAUGGUCCCAAGAUUAAGUAUGAAAGGGGAGCAGCUGUUGCUUUUAAUGUGAAGCAAAGUGAUGGAACAUUUGUUAAUGCUGAAGUUGUUCAAAAGAUUGCUGAGAAAAAUGGCAUAUCUGUUGGCAUUGGUUUUCUCAGUCAUAUAAAAUUAGAUAUGAACCAAAAACAGUUAAAUGGCAUGCUCGAUAUACCUGAGGCUUCCUUUUAUAAGAAUGGACGCAGAGACAAUAAAAAGGUGACUGUAAGAGUUGAAGUCGUGACUGCUUCACUUGGCUUCCUUACUAACUUUGAAGAUGUUUACAAGAUGUGGGCUUUUGUUGCCAAGUUCUUAGAUCCUUCGUUUCUUGAAAGUGAGCUCCUUACAAUUUCUGCUGACCACUCGGAAGGACAAACCUGAGCAUGACAUGUAACAUAGCAACCACCACCAAACAAAUGAGAGGAAGGUGAUUUCUCCUUUUGUUGAAGCAUAUGUUUGACUUUUAUGCUUUCGAGGGGUAAUCAAUAGUGGUUUUAGCAGAUUUCUUUAUUCUUUGCCUAGUUCCUCUAUAUAUGAGCCAUAUUUGUUUUUGUUCAUGUAGAAUUUGCUCAAAUAUGUACCAGUAGCUCAUCAGUAGAGCUCUUUCCCACGGAACAAUGUUUGUAAAGCAGCUCACUGGAAAUGAAAAUAGUUUGAGUGGCUUUGUGCAA
Panicum virgatum (switchgrass) is the source of this 3550-nucleotide messenger RNA. RefSeq lists its product as uncharacterized. The record is from RefSeq and is a predicted model, not a curated record. The transcript has a single exon. Bases 546 to 3260 code for a protein of 904 amino acids. Lineage: Eukaryota; Viridiplantae; Streptophyta; Magnoliopsida; Poales; Poaceae.